Messenger RNA from Cladophialophora carrionii CBS 160.54, 1032 nucleotides. RefSeq lists its product as uncharacterized. The record is from RefSeq and is a predicted model, not a curated record. Bases 1 to 1032 code for a protein of 343 amino acids. The transcript is spliced from 2 exons. Lineage: Eukaryota; Fungi; Ascomycota; Eurotiomycetes; Chaetothyriales; Herpotrichiellaceae. Gene Ontology annotation, molecular function: oxidoreductase activity.
AUGCCUCAACAAUACGCCAAAGACCAGCCCGAGGGGUUCAAGAACCGCGUCGAGAAGAUCGCGAUCGUGGGUGUAAGAGGCAACCUCGGCGAAUACAUGGCCAAAUCGCUCCUCCAAACAGGCAUCCACCGCGUCACGGCCCUGACACGCGCGGACUCGCCUUCCCUCAACUCCAUGCCCGCAGGGCUCACGAUCAAGAAAGUCAACUACGACGACCCGAACUCCCUGAUCGACGCGCUCACAGGCCAAGACGUGCUCAUCAUCACCCUGGCCGUGACGGCGCCACCAGACACGCAGGACAAACUAAUCGACGCGGCCGCCGCGGCGGGGGUGCCCUGGAUCCUCCCCAACGAAUACGGCAGCGACCCCUCGAACGAGUCGCUUCAGCAGGACACCCUGCUCGGGGAGGGCCGCGUGCGGGCGCGCCAGCGCAUCGAGCGCCUGGGCGUCAGCAGCUGGAUCGGCUUCUGUUGCAGUUUCUGGUACGAGUACUCGCUCGCGGGGGCGCCGGGGACGUUUGGCUUCGACUUUGCGGGCAAGACGGUGACCCUGUACGACGAGGGGACCACGCGCAUCAACACGACGACGUGGGAGCAGUGCGGACGCGCGACCGCCGCGCUGUUGAGUCUGAAAGUGUUGCCCGAGGACAGUGGCGAUGACAACAAAGGGCCCACGCUGUCCAUGUUCCGCAACGACCACAUGUAUGUGUCGUCGUUUCUGGUCUCUCAGCGGGACAUGUUCGAGUCGGUGCUGCGCGUCUCGGGCGACGCCGAGGACGCGUGGACUGUCCGGCACGAGGACGUGAAGGAGCGGUAUCGCGCCGGGAUGGAGGAGAUGCGGGCUGGGGACAGGACGGGGUUCAUGAAGUUGCUGUAUGCGCGCGUCUUCUACCCGGGGGACGGCGACUACGAGUCGAAGAGGGGGCUGCAUAACGACAUCCUAGGCCUGCCGAAGGAGGACUUUGACGAGGCCACCAAGCGCGCGCUUGAUAUGGUGGCUAGAGGUGGGUCAUUGGCUGCGCGUCGAGGUUGA